AUGCCCGGGGAACUGCUUCCGAUCCAAAAUGCAGCACCAAGUGCACCACUCCCUACCACACCAGGAAUACCAGCACCACUCCCUGCCACACCAGGCACACCAGCACCACAGUCCCCUGCAGCACCAGGCACAACCACACAAUCCCCUGCAGCACUACCCAUUGCCCCAGCUACAUUCGCACAGCUGCCUACAACCACACCUUCCCCUUCCCGUACCCUACGGUCCCCCGUGCCUGCGUCGCUCCCAAACGCUGCAGCUGGACCUGCUCUGCUCUUAUCCCCCACUUCAGCAGACACUGGGGGUGGUGCAGCUUGGCGGCUGCACCAGCAGCAGUGGGAGCUGCAGAAGGAUAACUUAAACCCGACACUUGACAUCCCCCUCCUGGCACUCCAUGCCCCUCUCUAUUCCCCCCUCUAUCUGGCCCUCUUUCUCCCUCCCUUUCUCCUUCCCGUCCUUCCUCCUGCCCUUCCUCCUGCCCUUCCAUCGUACCCUGCCGCCCCACACACUCCUGCCCAUCGCCACCCUGUUCGCCUGACAGGGCAAGCAUCAGAAGAUCCAACGCCCCAUACCCCCCUCUUCCCCGUCUCGCCCCAUACCACCCUCUCCCCCCUGCCCAUCCCCCAAAUCUACUGGCUGAUACAGGCUACCCCAGGUGUACCUCCCUCUGCACAUCCCCCCUCCAUGUUCCCUGAGCUGGCAGCACUAGCUCCCACGUCAGCAGACGAGGGCACUCGGGGCGUUGCAGGUACUGCUACAACCGCUGCAUCAGCUGUAGUUGCAUCAGGUAGAGCCACACCAGCAGCUACAUUUCCUCCUGCGACAGUCCCUUCUGCUGCAGUAUCUUCUGCUACAGCUCCACACUCGGCUUUCUUGGGAGAGCCAUCAGUGUGA
Molecule: messenger RNA, 891 nt
Organism: Closterium sp. Naga37s-1
Lineage: Eukaryota; Viridiplantae; Streptophyta; Zygnematophyceae; Desmidiales; Closteriaceae
Source: the annotation of a GenBank genome assembly